AUGAUGAAUCGAUUCCGCAAGAACAAGAAGGCGAAGGAGCCGGAAAUUGGGGAGGAUUCACCAACACUCAGUGUAAAAUCCCAGAAGAAGGAACCCUCGCCGGAACCCGCGCCCGAAUUCGACCUUUCCGUCGCCCUCCCCUCCUCAGACAACUUCCGCACGAGUCUGUUAAUGCCCAAGUUAUCCGCUCGAUUUAGUAUGUUGAAGGAACAGGACGAUCCACUCUCAUUGAUCGGAAAGGCCAGCGAUGACAGCGUGUUAUUCCCCAAGCGGGCCUCGCGACUCAACCUCUUCGGACACAACCCGGCCAUGUUGGCAGACAUCGAUGAAACCUCCUCCAAUGAUGGCAGCAGACCUUCUGUUGCCCUGGGCCGCACCGAUUCGUUUGCUUCUGGCGGAGAAGGAUAUGGCACCGACGACGACCGAUCCCAAGCGGGGAGCAUGAUGAGUCGUGCGCGCCGAGUGGAGGGCAACAAUUUGUUUGGCGGCCGCCAGAAGAUUUACAAGAUCCCCGUCCGGCCCUCAGAGGGAACACCCGAUUCCGAGACCGGUCGCCGAGGUAUGGGAAAGGCAGUGUAUGAGCACGAUACCAAUCUCUCCGCGUUCCAGCGCUUGCGGAUGAAGGAGAAGGAGGAGCGAGCGGAGGCCGCACGCCAGGAAGCUGCCCGAGAAUCAGGGUAUGCGGCGUCAACGGCCUCAUCCAUUAUGAGCAAGGGAACAUACUCCUCCACCUCCACGACAUCGGGGCCUCCGACAACCGGCAGUAUAUCGACCGCGCCAACUUCGGUGGAUGAGUCCCCGUUGACCAGUGCUCAAGCACCUGCCAAUGGGUACCCGUUCCCGGAGACUCAGCCCGACGCCUCUCGCUCAGCGUCUGCUAUGUCUGCGCCACGGAAUGGUUCUAUUCGCAACCGCCGCCUUUACGGACAAGGGUUGACCCAGGCGGCCCAAAACCAGCAAUCCUCAACCCUGCACCGUUUGGAGAGUCUGAGCCGCCAACGCGCCGGAACUCCAGACCUGCCAUCACUGAACCGUAAUUACUCCAGGAGUGCAACCAACUUGCGCGACCGCUUGCAAAAACUUGCCAUUGUUGAGCCGGCCUCAACAGCUGGCCCGACUAGCCCUCCCUCGUCCGCGACAUCCCCCAAGCCCCGUGUUUCUGGAGAGUCUGCCUUCAGAGACCGUCUCUCCCCGACUGCAGCUACCUUUGGAGCACCGCCCUUGAGCCCGCCUACCAGCGAGAAUGACGAGGCGACCUCACUGUUGGCUGCGUCGAUUCACCCCGAAGACCGUGGCAAGGCGACUGCUAUGGGCUUGUUCAACCGACCUGCAACCGGUUUCGACGAGCAGGCCUUUUCUCGACGUCAGCUUGAGAUGCAUCAAGGGAGAGAGACCCCUCCUCCCCGUGCGGAAUCGCCCCCGCGCCGACCCAUUCCAGCUGAACCCGCUACUCGAGCUAGAGGACUGUCCAAGUCCAGCUAUCGCUCCCGUGCGGAGUCCGCCUCCUCACACUAUAGCAGUGAUGCGCACCGGGGAGCAAACCGCUCUCGCGCCUCAAGUGUCGAGGCUUCCCCCUUCAGGCCUGCGGUGACCAGCUUCUAUGCUGCCUCGAUCGCUAGUGAAUCUGGUGACGAGGGAGAGCGCAGAUUCCCCUCUGAAACAUCACUGGCCACCGAAAAGGGCCACUCGCUUCACCAAGGUGUGGCAUCUUACGAGCCACCGACUCCGCCAAAAGAGCACCUUGAGCCGUUGCCCGAAGUGAGAUACUCCGACCUUGGAGAUCUUAAGCCUAUCGAUGAGAAUGAGCUUGAUGCCGCUUCCUCGCAUGGUCAAGACAACACUCCUAAGAGACCCGAUUCCCCGACCCUCCACCCUGACAAUGGUCUCGGUGGCAUGGGCGGAAUGGUUCGAUCUCAUUUACGCCAGCAGAGUGAUAAGUCCAUAUUUACACCCCCCUCGCCUCGCGUUCCACAGCACAAGGAUUCGCCUAUUCCCACCAUCGAGACUGAGUUCUCCUCCCAUCAGACCUUACAUAGAUCUUCGGGUACAGAUUUCCGGGAUGAGGCUAGACCGGCGUCAGCUCAUCGCCCCGGCACGGCUGGCUCUCUGGCUCCUUCCGCCCACUCUGCAGCACGUUCUCGAUCCAGCGAAGACUCGUCUGCAAAUGGCACGACUGCUGAUAAUGCGUCCAUCUCGAACGGCUCGUCAUGGCGAGAGGAGCUCGAGCGACACCACCGUCGUCAGGGCAGCACUGAGACCCAGCGGGAGCGGGAGGAGUUUGCCAUCGAGCUGGCAGAGAGACGCAGGAAAGUGCAGGAGAAGCUACGCAGUGUCGCUGAGAGCGAGAGUCGAUCAGGCAGUCCUACCCCAGGUCGUUCAACCCCGGAUCUCUCUCGGACCGGCAACGCAUUCGCUAUGCUGAAGCAGAAGUCUACUAAGCUGGCUGUUUCCAAGCAUGACCACAGAAAGAUCUUUGGUUAUGGAAAUGAGAACUCCUCCACUCCUGCUCUUCCCUCGGAUGACUCCUGGCGCGAGGAGGAGCGUCCCUCUUUCGGCUUUGGUCGUCACUCCAACUCAAGCUCUCCCCAUGUUGGAUCUGAGCGAUCUUUCCGAUCCCGUAUGCCAUCUCUCAGCCGGAACAACAGCCAAGAAGACUCCCGUGAAUCGAGUCGCAGUCGUACCAGCUCCCCAUUCCGAUCCCAACGUGAUCGUGCGGGCUCCGAUGCAUCUGGCCGUUCUAAGAGUCGAACCAGACUUCGCGAGCGGGACGAUCUCCAGACUGUGGAUGAGGGUUCAGUCGUUGCACAUGGUAGAUUCGGCGUCCCUGAGGGCUUCGAACCACCAAUGCCAAUCUCGCGUCCUAGCUCCACUCGCCCUUCUGUCGAGAUGGGUGAACGUCCGGCUUUCGACCGUGCUGCUUCUACCUCCUCUGGUAGAAACCGCAGCACCAGCCGAUCCGGCACCCCCAGCUUCCAAUACGAGCGGCCAUACCAGUUCUCGCAGUCCAACACAUCUUCGAUCAUCGGUGCAUCCCCCCGGCCGCCACCCGCUGCUCCGGCCUACGUCGCCAACGCCACCCCUCCCUUGAAUGAAGUGGCCCCAGAUGCCUCGACUACCUCUCUUGCCUCCGCCGCCAGCAGCGCCUCGACACUCCCGCAGCGUGGUCCAGGACAGGGCUCCCUUCUCAAGCGACCCAUAAAUAAGAAGCAAAUCUCCGAGCCAACCUUUGUGUCAUCCACAUCCAAUGUUCCCCUCGUCGGCCUUCCUCCAGGAGCCAACCAAUCAUCCGGGCCUGCACCACCUGUACCACCCAUGAACCCCCGUCGUCGUCGUGGAACCGCUACUCAAACCAUCCUGAGUGCAUUCAAGCAUGACAAGCCCGAAUCUCGUGCUGCAUCUCCCGCACCCAACAUGGAGAACCAACCCACCCACCCGGACGAGGAAAAACGCCCUCAAUCCCGUAACCGUCUUCGCAAAAUGUCCAGCGAAGGCAGCAACCUGCACGCGCGGGCGCGUCAGGAAUCCAACCCCGGUCACCCCCCAGCAAUCCCUCACUACCCUCCUCCAUCCAUCCCCGUCGAUGGCGGCAUGUUCUAA
This is a messenger RNA of Penicillium salamii, 3597 nucleotides long. The record is from the annotation of a GenBank genome assembly. NCBI's taxonomy places the organism in Eukaryota, Fungi, Ascomycota, Eurotiomycetes, Eurotiales, Aspergillaceae.